Messenger RNA from Eupeodes corollae, 1798 nucleotides. RefSeq names its product eukaryotic translation initiation factor 4E1 (gene eIF4E1). Bases 548 to 1282 code for a protein of 244 amino acids. The record is from RefSeq and is a predicted model, not a curated record. NCBI's taxonomy places the organism in Eukaryota, Metazoa, Arthropoda, Insecta, Diptera, Syrphidae. Gene Ontology annotation, biological process: translational initiation. Gene Ontology annotation, molecular function: translation initiation factor activity; RNA 7-methylguanosine cap binding. Gene Ontology annotation, cellular component: eukaryotic translation initiation factor 4F complex; cytoplasm. The transcript is spliced from 6 exons.
UAACCUCAUCGUCAUCACCUUCUAUGAGUUUGUUGUCACAGAUAUAAAUUUUUAAAUUUUUUUAAAACUUUUCGACAGCCGAACGAAUUUGUUGUGUUUUGUUAAUAAUAUAAAAAAAAUAAAAAUUAAAGGAAAAACUCAUUGGAUUCCCAUUUAAAAAGAAAAUUAAACAACAAAAAUACCUACCUACAUCUUUUCUACCUCAACUGUCGGAUAUUUCGAGCAUUAAAAGUUAACAUACUAUAAUCCUCCACGUCGUUGAUAAAUUCAAUUUAUUUAAAAUUCAUAAAACCGAUAGAACCUUACCACCAUCAACCAUCAUCAUUUUAAAUUUAAAUUUUGUGGUUUCCAAUUGAAGUUAUUUUCUUUAUGUUGUGUCUUUGAUUGCAAAUUCAAAAGAGAAAGAGAUUAGGCAUAGAAAAAUAAAUUCUUUCACCUAAUUUGUUCCUAAUUAACUGUUGUUUCUGGUCUCUUGUGUGUUUUUGCCUUGACUGGUUGUGUGUGACUCCUCUAGAAGUGAUACCUGUAUAAAGAAAAAACAACAAAAAUGAUGCAGCAGCCUAUGUUCACAAGUGAUUUUCAUAGGAAGAAGCAUUUCGGUCCUGGUGGUUCCUAUAAUAGUAAUGCUGAAAAGAUUGCAUCUGCAGCAGCUGCUGCUGCAGCAGCACCCCGUGACAUUGCUGCAACUAAAGACGAAGCCAAAGAUUCGGAAAUAGUUGAAAUGCGACCAGAGCAUUUAUUCAAACAUCCAUUACAAAACAAAUGGACCUUAUGGUAUUUGGAGAGUGAUCGAUCAAAAGCUUGGGAGGAACUACAAAACGAAAUUACCAGCUUUGAUACAGUUGAAGAUUUCUGGAGUCUAUACAAUCACAUUAAGCCUCCAUCUGAGAUUAAAAUCGGAAGUGAUUACUCUUUGUUCAAAAAAGGAAUUCGGCCGAUGUGGGAAGACAGUGCUAACAAGCAAGGAGGCAGGUGGAUGAUUUCACUGAGCAGAGGUAAACCAUCAGAAAUGGACAAUCUAUGGCUGGAUGUUCUCCUUUGCUUGAUUGGUGAAGCAUUUGAUCAUUCAGACCAAAUUUGUGGUGCUGUCAUUAAUCUUCGUGGAAAGGGACAUAAAAUUGCCAUUUGGACAGCCGAUGGUAAUAAUGAAGAAGCAACUCUGGAAAUCGGUCAUAAACUAAAAGACUCAUUGCGUCUAUCGAAAUCAACAUUACAAUAUCAACUACACAAAGAUACAAUGGUUAAACAAGGACCCAGUGUGAAGCCUAGAUUCACUCUCUAAAGAGUGUCUUAGGUAUUUCCGCAGAAAUAUAACGAGUGGCAUUCUUCUUUUUCAAACAACAAUCGUCGCACGUUCAUUAUCAUUUCUCCUAUUAUUUUUUUUUUUUUUUGAAAGCUCUAGUUGUAUAUUUAAUUAUAAUUUCUUUUUUUAACAAAUUGAUUUAUGAACAAACAAAACAAAAAAAAAACAAUUUAACAAGGAUUUAAACAAAAGAAAAUAAUCGUGAGAUCGAUCUCUUUUCGAUUGAAUAAGGCAAGAAAUAGAACUCACGACGCGAAACACAAUUUCGAAAGAAAAGAGCUGGUCUUAUCUAUAGAAAAAAAAAUAUGUAAAACAAAGUCAAUAGUUUCCACUGUCUCAUCUGAGAUUAGUGGAAAAUGGAAAAAGAAAAUCUAAUUUUAUAUCGACAAUUGGUAGUUCUAUUGUAUUUUCCUUGUAAUCUACUCUAAUCUUUAUGUUAUUGUGAAGAAAUUUGAAUUAUUUAAAUAAAAUAAAAAAAAAACAGUAAAAACACAA